Labrus bergylta (ballan wrasse) is the source of this 1567-nucleotide messenger RNA. NCBI's taxonomy places the organism in Eukaryota, Metazoa, Chordata, Actinopteri, Labriformes, Labridae. The record is from RefSeq and is a predicted model, not a curated record.
AGAUGAACGAUAUACGACUGUGAAAUAGAAGACGGUCCUGCUGACAUUACUCUUUUAGAGGACAAAGGAAAGGAGACUUGUCUUCAUUAUCGCACCGCUUGAGUUAGUCCGCUCAUCUAGACAACGUAAGUGUAAAGUCACCGUUCCUGACAUGGCCAACCCUUUAAGGGGUGAGGUCAUAAGACUUUACAAAACUCUGCUGUAUCUUGGCCGUGAAUACCCACAAGGAGCAUCUUACUUCAGGGAGCGUCUGAAGUCAGCUUUCAUGAAGAACAAAGACGUAACAGACCCUGAAAAGAUUCACAAGCUGGUGGCCCGAGGAGAAUUCGUCAUCAAGGAACUGGAGGCUCUCUAUUUCCUCAGAAAAUAUCGAGUCAUGAAGAAGAAGUAUUAUGAAGAACCGAAAAAAUAAACUCUCUGACAAAAUACAGCUACAAUUAAGCAUUCUGCAAUGAAAAGCAGUCUGGCACCUCGGCAGUGCUCAGGAGGUGAUCUGGCUCCUCUCCAGCUACCAGACCAACUUCCAUACUUGGUCCGCACCAGGACUUGAACCGGCGACCCUCCGGUUCCCAACCCAAGUCAAUUGUUGCAGACAGUUAGAUCCUUUGGGAAAUUUUCACUGUCUAGUUAAAUGUGUUUUUAAUGAAGGGAGCUUAAUGACAUGUCCAUUUUGAAAAGAGUUUUCAGAUCAUGAAUACAGACAGUUUUCAUAGUUCUACAGCUGCAGAGCUGUACUUAUUCUGUGAAUGUGAGAUUGUAAUGAACUGUAAGUAUCAAAGCAGAUACUGUAUUUUGUAUAUCUGUGUUUUAAAUGUAUGGUCACACUUUUUUAAAGACUGAAUGUACUUGACUAUUAAUGCACUAUUAGAAAACAAAAAGUAUUUAUAACUGACUUCCUGUGUCAUAAUAAAUAUCCCAUGAAGUGAAAAUGUCAAGAUGAAAUAAGAUUUUGUAAUAAACAUAGUGGCCUGGAUGUUUAGAGUUUUUGUUGAGGUGAAACAUAUUUUCUACAUGUAUUUAGUGCAUUUUUAAACUGUAUAGAAAAAUAAUGAUAGCCUGUACAGCUGUUUUGCAUCUUAAUUUGUGUGCUGCCAGAUAAGCCAUGUACUUUUAUUUCAUCUAAUAUUAUAGCAAUGCAUUGAUGUUAUUUGUUCCACAUGAUAUUACACCUAAAUGGACUCUCUCACAGUAAUUAUGUGGAACUCUCAUUUACUCAUUUUAUUUUGAAAAGCAUCAGACUCAUUCACCUGAACGACUGAAUUAAGCCAAAUCACUAUGUCCUCCUUUGUGGUGAAGUACAGUGAACUGGCCCUGUGUUACAUUUAGAAAGAAGCAUUACUUAAUAAGUAACAACAAACUCUUAUGUUGUAUUUUUUUGAUUGAUAAUUUGACAUAUGUUUUUAUCAUUAUCACAUUGAGUGACUGUAGCUAACUUUUUUUAAGCAUUUUUGAGAUUAAGAUUUAUUUUGCACUAUUCAAUGACUGACUUGCUCCAUGAAGCUACUAGACCUUAAUUGAAAACAAUGAAUUGUAAAGGUUAAUAAAUAUUGUAUAUUGCACCUUUAAA